GUAAGUCUUUUGUUCCUUCAGACCAGCACAAACAUUUCUAGUCAUGGCUGAGAGGAGACGGCACCAGUGGCCCCUCUUCAGACUGUGAGAGAAGGAGACAUGGAAGGAAUGCUGGGAUUGUCACAGUGAUAUCGCCUCUUGAAGUCAAAUUGUGUCGUCCUCUUCAGAGCCGUGUGACGCAGAGUUUAUUAUGGAGGACGUGAAGCCCGAGGGCUGGCUGCAGCUACUUCAGCCCCAUGGUGCUGCUGGAAAAAACAGCACGAGUUUCCUUCGCAGGUCCUCAUCAUGGAGGAGGCCUGGGGAGCGAGGUUAUUAUGAGGGCCCCGCGGCGCAGGCCAAUGAGCCCCCUCGCGGAGCUCGUCCACUGAGCUGCAUAGAGGGUGUCAGGAUGGACAAAUGGCUUCAGACACUAGAGAGACUUCAAUCACGUCGGCUUCAGAAUCAAAUACCUCAGUUUGUGGACAGGACGGUAUCAAUCCCAGUUCUCCCGAAAGAUACAGCGGGAGGUAACCCACUGUGUCCUGAUGUUUCCCCUCUGCGCAGGAGGAAUCAGACCCCUAGCGUCUGUCCCAGAGUGUGUGAAAGCUCUUCGAGCAGCCUGGAGUCUGUUCACAUUAAAGCUGCUCGCGCUGCAGAAAGAGCUCAGUUCUGUGCUCUCGCUCCGGUUCGCUUCGGCUGGCUGCCCACACAGAGACAUGUGAUACUCACAGACAUCUCUGACAACCGCCUUGACAACAGCAAGUGCCAGAAACUGAAGUCUCCCAUCACUCCAGUGUUGCUCAGCUCUCCUGCCAAACUUAAUGGACCAAGACCCAAUGACAGGAAAACUUCAAGGCCUGAACCUGUUGGCUUUAGAUCCUGGAGCACACCUGAAAAAACACCAUCCGUCCUUCAUCAGGCUUCGGGAUCCGUGAGCUCUGAGGGAGGACGAAAUGGACCGCAAGCUGGAAAUCCGAAAGCCGAGAGGACACAUGCCACGCUGGACCUCAUCCCGUGUUGA
This is a messenger RNA of Carassius auratus (goldfish), 1000 nucleotides long. RefSeq lists its product as uncharacterized. Bases 191 to 1000 code for a protein of 269 amino acids. Lineage: Eukaryota; Metazoa; Chordata; Actinopteri; Cypriniformes; Cyprinidae. The record is from RefSeq and is a predicted model, not a curated record. The transcript is spliced from 5 exons.